Molecule: messenger RNA, 651 nt
Organism: Fragaria vesca subsp. vesca
Lineage: Eukaryota; Viridiplantae; Streptophyta; Magnoliopsida; Rosales; Rosaceae
Product: transcription factor bHLH131-like
Exons: 2
Coding region: 1-651 (216 amino acids)
Biological process (GO): regulation of DNA-templated transcription
Molecular function (GO): protein dimerization activity; DNA-binding transcription factor activity
Source: RefSeq, a predicted model, not a curated record
AUGUCGAUGGGUUCCGCCCCAAGCUAUUUUUCCAAGCAAAUUGGCUUCCCUCAACGCUAUGGUAUAGGUCAAGUGAAUAGCAUCUACAGCAAAAAAUUCACUAAAUCAUUAUCAACAGCAGAAGCCAAAGUAUUUUCGGCCAAGAAACACAGUGAGUCAGAGAGAAGACGAAGGAUGCGGAUCAAUAGUCAAUAUGCAGCUCUUCGUAAAAUCCUUCCAAACUUGAUCAAAAUGGACAAGGCUUCUGUGCUCGCUGAGACCGUCCGACAAGUAAGGGAGCUAAAGAAGGUGGUAACAGACAUUGACGCAGCAUGUCGUGGCAGUGGCAGUGAGUGUGUUAUUCCCAGCGGGGUUAACAAGUUGAGUUUAGAGAAGUGUGAAGGCAAGCAAGAAGGUCUUGUGAAGGCAACAUUUAGCUGCGAAGAUAGGGCAGGGCUGAUAUCGGACAUGACUAGGGAAUUGAGGUCAAGGAAAGGGAAGGUGGUGAAGGCGGAGAUGGUGACAGUAGGUGGGAGGACUAAGAUUGUGCUGUGGGUGAAAGGGUUGGGGGCUGGAAGUGAAGGGAUAGUGUCCCUUAAGAAGGCCUUAAAUAAGGUGAUUGUUGACAGGCCAAGCAUUAUUCAGAAGCUACAUCUCCCUAAGCGACUAUGA